AUGGAUUUGCAAUUCUCAUCGAAAAAAUUCUUGAAGUCAAUUCGCGAGAAACCAAGAAGUUUUCAACGAUCAACCUAUACCGUGAUGGGAUCACCACAAAGAAUAGUUUAUUCUUCAAAUACAACAUCUUCACACUCUCAACAACUCAAUGAAUUUCCCGGUGUUAAGUUCCGCAAGAACACUUCUCCACUUGAUGCAAAUGAUGAAAGGAAGCAACUCAUUUUCGGGACAAUUCGUGGAUUGAAACGAUUCAAAAGACAUUCCGACUUAUCAGAAAUUUUUGGGCGAAAGCAACAAAGGACAGAUAUCGUUUCCCUAUGCUCUCCAAAUCUGCCAAAGGAAUACUCGAUUGAUCCGAGGCCGGAUGAUGAAGCUUCAUUCAAUGAAAGUCAGCUUGUAGCACCCGAAAUUGUUCAGGAAGUGCCAAAAUGCAAGCAAUCGAUUCGACGAUUGGAAGGAUUGGAAGAUCUUCAACAAGAUUCAAAAUUGGAGGUUGGAAAUCCACUUCGAGAUCGUCAUUUAUCCCCAUAUGCCAGGACUUCAUCCACAAUGACAACCAGAAGCAUGUAUGAUGAUGCGAGCUUUCGAGCUAGACGACGUCCAUUUUGUCAGGUGAGCGAUAUUAUCCGAACACAUCGGAUUUUGUUUUUAAACCGAAUUCAACCCAAAAUCCGU
Messenger RNA from Mesorhabditis belari, 675 nucleotides. The record is from the annotation of a GenBank genome assembly. Lineage: Eukaryota; Metazoa; Nematoda; Chromadorea; Rhabditida; Rhabditidae.